AUGCGUCCCCUGCAGCGUCCCCGGUCAUCGCUUCCGGCCGAUUCCGGCUUCCAGCUUCCGUGUUCCGGUCCCUGCGAGCGUCGGGACGUACAGGGGCCGGAACCGGCUGCAAAAUUAAAAAUUUUAGAAACUGUCAUUUUCUAAUAAAUGAUGUUUCAAAGCAUUUCACAUACAUUUUGUCCCUACUGCUUUGUCCUGUGCCCUGCCUGCAUUUUGACUGUUCUUUCUGCCUGGAAACUUAGAAAAGUCCAUGGCGUCCACAAAGCGUCAUUUUAGGUCAAAAGCGGUUUUAGACCAGCUAGAGAAAUCAGAACCACUUGCAGAAUUGA
Messenger RNA from Staurois parvus, 329 nucleotides. Lineage: Eukaryota; Metazoa; Chordata; Amphibia; Anura; Ranidae. The record is from the annotation of a GenBank genome assembly.